AUGAAGACGCUCAUUUGCAUAAUUGAUUGACUCGGAUACGGGGAAAAUGGUGGAAAACGUUCAUGAGAAGUUUCAUCAAGAAGUUUUCAGACUUUUUUGCGCAUCUAGUGUAUGAUAUUACAGUGACCGUUAUGUUCAGUCAUUUUAGCCACUUAUGCAUUACAUUUUAACGGAGAAAGAUGCUUCUUUACGUCGAGAGCAGUGCUUUUGUGGUGCACACAUUCGUGUUGCAAUGCAGUGCACUAGAUACCCUGGCUCGCAUCAGAGCCAAGCUUCUGCACAUCCUGUAUGUGAUGGGUCGGGAAGAUCAUCAGUUCAGGAUCCGCUUCAAAGGACAGUAUCUGAGGGAUGCCUACACGCUGGAUGAUUACCGCAUCGCAGACAGGUGCAUCCUGAAGAUGGUUCCUAUGGCCAAGAGACAAGAAUCCUUUGUUAAUAUGAGAACCAAAGGCAGACAUGACUUGGGAGCUGGACAGACUGAAGAGAUCAAGACUAGUCUUAUUCACGAGGUUGCUAUGCUUAAGUGGAGAGAGACAAUGUUGGGUGAUUUCAGGGCCUCUAUCUACAUAAACUGGUUAUUUGUCCUUUUUGCAUUCUUCACGACCUACUGGUAUUCUGCGCUAUGGACGGGAGUGAUCGCCCUCUAUGGUCUGAUCCAAUGUCCGUCAUACUCGCAUAAAGCUGGCUUCGUUGGACCCUCCAGUCUCUGGCCCAGAUACUUCAUAGCAAUCUUCAAUGUGCUGACGAUGUUAAACUGGGGAGCCUCUGUAGCGUUGGCCAUUCUUUCACUUCUAUCUGUCCUGAACUUUGACUGCACUCCGAUCGAUGACGACGAUGAUACAUGCAGUCUCCUGUAUGUGAACAUCAUCUAUUCUCUGGUCUUCUACGGUCUCCACAUCAUCUACAUGUUUGGGAUCUGGUCGGCAGGAUGGUCCCUCUUCUACAACUUCCGCUUCGAGGUCGGCGACUACCUGGAGAAGGAGCUCGUCAUCAGCCGUGAUGUUGAGAAGGUCAUCGAGAUUGCCAAGAAUGGAAGGUUGAAGGAGCAGCGGCAGGCUGCCUUUGAAUUGGCAACACUCGCCACAGCCGGAGAUGAUAGCAAGUUCAGGAUUGUGGCAGAAGGAGGGUUAGAGGUUCUGAUCACGCUUGGAUUGUCAUCCGAUGAAGCCAUUCAGGAGUAUGCCACCGAGGCCUUGGCUGAGCUUCUUAUUGUCCCUGCUAUCCAGGACCAAUUUGUAGAGAGUGGUGGCAUACGAACUCUCACCACCCUCCUCCAUUCACGCAACACUCGUCUGGUCCAAGAAGCGAUCACCGCUCUAUCCUACAUCGUCUCAGACUCGGAAGACAACAAGCAUGCUGUGAUCUCAGACCGUGGCCUGGAGGACCUGGCCCAUGCAGCUAGGACUGGAUCCGAUACGACCAGGCGAUAUGUGGCCGGGAUCUUCUUGGACCUGGCCUUUAGUGCAGAGAUAAGAAGCCAGAUGGCUAGCAUGAUCACUCCAACUGGUGCCCUUGUGUCACUGUGUACCAGCCAAGAUAAUGAGACUCUGCGUCUCGCUCUCCAGACCUUGGAACUCAUCGCUAUAGAGAGCUCUGAAGUCAUUCUGGAACAGGAGGAUCUGUUGCCGAAUCUGUUGAACAUUACCAGCAACAGCUUGGACGCUGGUAUCUACCUCCUGGCAGGCAAGAUCCUACUCUACUUUGCUGAGAACGUUGAGUCUUGUGAUAAUCUGCUCUCUCAAGAGAGUCUAACCAACACACUGACUCAGUUUGUACAAACCAAGGAACCAACGCUACAGAAGGUUGUCACCAAGAUCAUCAUGUCUGCUACAGAAGAGAGAAACUUAGCACUGAAAGUGAAAGACCUUCAGCUGGAUGAGAUCCUGGUCUUGAUGCGUGAUAACAGCGGAGACCGCGAUGCUUGGAACAUGGCUGAUCAGGGUAUAGCCAUCUUCCAGGACCCCACCUACCCUGACAACGUGAUCAACAGGAUGGAGCAGGCCACUACGUCAUCGGACCACAGCGGGUCCAGCAUGGACGUACGCAAGGUGACGGCCCUCAACUGGGCCAGCCCCGAGGAGAGAAAGGCAGCGUUGGCGUCUCCCGCUCCGGCGUACAACGAGGAAGACAUGGAUGUGCGGAAGGUGACGGUGCCCUCGUGGGCCAGUGAGGAGGAGAGGAAGAUGGCGCUGGGUUCCGCGAGCUCGCUGCAGAAGGGCGGGGCGAUGGGUGGGGUCGAUGAUAUGCCCGGUUCUGCGGGAUCACUGAGAGCUCGCCAUAAGGAAAAGAAAUAGGUGUCUGCACAAGCUCUGUCAUUACAUACUAUGUAAUUAAGAAUGCCACAGAUAUAACUCUGAAAGACUCUCUUGCUGAGAUCAAACUAGGGCAUCGAUUCAAUUUUCCGAGAACAAAUCAUUAAUCUUCUUUUUGUCAAUGUAGAUGUGUUUGUAUUAACCUGCAUACAGAUCAAUAGGUGAUUCAUUUCCUUCACAUAUUUUUUGUAAUAACUAAUUUAUUGUGGUCUUUGUAUCUGCCUAUCGAAGAUAAAAUUGCUGUGCCUUACUUUUAAGUUUCACCAACAGCAAGAUUCAGAAAUAUGCACAUAUUGUGGCUUAAUUUUCCUCCUUCUAUUAAAAUUCAAUGAACAAUUUGAAUUUAUAUCAACUCAAGCAAUGGAAAACAUGAACACCUUUGUCACUGAUUGAAACAUCUAUCCUAGGCAAUUUUUUUGUCUUGACAUCAAGAAAUCGUGUAUGUAUGAGAUGACUAUCAAACUAAAAUGUAUAGCGUUGUGUGUGUAAUGUGUGCUGUUUAUGUAACAUAGUUUUGUCUCACUUUUAUGUAGAAAGGUACAUUUAAAGAGUACUUUUAUUGAACCAUGUGAUUUCAUUCAUUCCUGAAAACAAUAUCAACCUUGAAAGUCUUGAUAUUAUAAUAAAAAUAUAUUAGGAUUUAUAAUGCAGAAUAGAAUCAAGAACAUCAACAAAAACUUGGAAUGUAUAAUUCCGAAAAUCUUUUGAAUUCAAAAUCUAUCAAAUGCUAUCCUGGCCGUCAGAAAAUUUUUACUGAAUGAAAAUUACAAAAUUGAUUGAAAUAUGGUCGAUUUAUUUCAUGUUUUUUACAUGUGUAAAUAAGUGUUAGUUUUGUGGUGUGUUUUGUAAUGUAAUAAAAUUCUAUACAGAGUUUUAUGAAAUCAAAUGUGCUGUCUGUAAAUCUCAAUGAAAUAAUAGAGCUGUAAAUAUCUUGAAAUCUUUAUAUUUAACGAUGGAAUCAUGUCUUUCAGGUGUGUAUAUGCUGUAGAUACCAUACUCGUUUAUUCUUAAAUGUCAAUGAAAAAAGCAACUCUGGGUACCCAUUAACAUCUGACAUAAUCAGAAUUUGAUUAGAUUUAAGAAGAAAUUGCGAUAGAGUUAGGGAAAGAGGCAUUAAACUGUGAGGCUAUUUGGUUUCAACAGUUUUUCUCUAUGCACUAAACAAAGCUUACCAGACCUGGUUUUACAGAACAUAAUCCUGGUGUUAUCACAACUUUCUUAUACGUAGAAUGUAAUACUAAAAGGUUUCUCCCAGCUAUUUUUAUACCUCUUUGUGUGUCCUGAUUGUUAUAUCACCAUGUCUUUCUUCAAGCCUUGAUUGACCUAUUUUCCGUCCAACUACAUUUUGUAUCAUACUUUGUACUAAAUUUUGAAAUUUGAGUAUAUAUAGAAUAAAUUAAUAAAAUCUCAUUUCAU
Strongylocentrotus purpuratus (purple sea urchin) is the source of this 3728-nucleotide messenger RNA. RefSeq lists its product as uncharacterized. The coding region runs from base 180 to 2294 and encodes 704 amino acids. The transcript is spliced from 13 exons. The record is from RefSeq and is a predicted model, not a curated record. Lineage: Eukaryota; Metazoa; Echinodermata; Echinoidea; Camarodonta; Strongylocentrotidae. Gene Ontology annotation, molecular function: protein binding.